Messenger RNA from Salvia hispanica, 1994 nucleotides. NCBI's taxonomy places the organism in Eukaryota, Viridiplantae, Streptophyta, Magnoliopsida, Lamiales, Lamiaceae. The record is from RefSeq and is a predicted model, not a curated record.
AUGCCACUUGAAACCACCACGCCAACGGCCCCUAAAUCCACCACGGUAUGUGUGACCGGUGCGUCCGGCUUCAUCGGCUCGUGGAUUGUCAUGAGACUCCUGGAACGUGGCUACAUUGUUCGCGCAACCGUCCGUGAUCCAGGAGACAUGAAGAAGGUAAAGCCCCUACUAGAAUUGGCAAGAGCAGAUACCAAUUUGACACUGUGGAAAGCAGACCUGAAUAUAGAAGGAAGCUAUGAUGAGGCAGUCCAAGGCUGUGAAGGGGUGUUUCACAUGGCCACUCCCAUGGAUUUCGAGUCUGACGAUCCCGAGAAUGAAGUGAUCAAGCCUACAAUUGAUGGGAUGCUGAGCAUAAUGAGGUCAUGUGCCAAGGCCAAAACUGUCAAGAAAGUAAUACUCACAAACUCAGCUGGGACAGUGGAUGUUGAAGAGCAUCAGAAACCAGCCUAUGAUGAAACAAAUUGGAGUGAUCUGGAAUUCAUAUACUCCAAGAAAAUGACUGGAUGGAUGUACUUUGUGUCUAAAAUCUUGGCUGAGAAAGCAGCCAUGGAAGCAGCUAAAGAGAGUAACAUAAACUUCAUCAGCAUCAUACCACCAGUGGUGGUUGGACCCUUCUUCAUGCCUACAUUCCCACCAAGCUUACUCACAGCCCUCUCCCCUAUUACAGGGGAUGAAGCUCACUACUCCAUCAUAAAGCAAGGACAGUUUGUCCAUGUAGAUGAUCUAUGCGAGGCUCAUAUAUUCUUGUUCGAGCACCCUAAAGCUGAGGGAAGAUACAUGUGUUCCUCACAUGAGGCAACUAUCUACGACAUAGCAAAUUUGAUCAGAGAAAAAUGGCCUGAAUACAGCAUCCCGACUGAGUUUGAUGGCAUUGACAAGAACAUACCUGUGGUGAGAUUCUCCUCCAAGAAACUGGAAGGAAUGGGGUUCUCGUUCAAGUACACAUUAGAGGAAAUGUUUAGAGGAGCCAUUGACAGCUGCAGAGAGAAGGGAUUGCUGCCGUUUUCCACUCAGACCCACAGCAAUAGAGAAAACAAAGAAUCCACUUUGGAUUCCCAGAAAAAGCAUACUACCAUUGACAAUCAAGAAAAUGAUUUGCAUUCUGUAACUAAGGAAAAACAGAUGGAAGCGGGUGAGAACGGAAAAUGUGAAUGAAUUUAGCAUGUGCACAACAUUCUGAAGAUUUGUUGGUCUACUGUUUCCAAAUAAGUUUGCUGUUGUUCUGUUGAAUCUCACUCACAUUCCCAACACCAUUCUACAAGAGUUAAAUAAGUCUAUCUUGCAGUGUGAUAAUGUUAUCUUUUAGGCCACUUGAGCUUUCAAUAUCAGUGAGUACCAAAUGUCAAGAUGGUGUUAGUUCCAGUGUAAUAUCAACUCCAAUUAGAAAAUCACAGCAAUUAUGUAAUUCAAUUAAUGCCACUUUUAAGAUAGACCAGCUCUUUUUGUGAUAUAUGAAGUUUAUUAGCAAGCUAGAACAGUAAAUAUUGCAACAAUUUAAGAGUUGAGAGAAAUGAAUAGACCAGAAGUGGGCACAAGUUUGAUGCAUAUUUGUGCUAAGAAAAUGCUACCACAGUGCCAAAUUUUUCAAGAUUUCAACAAAAAACAACAGAACUAUGCCUCCCAUUAUUGGUGAAAGAAUACAGUAAUUUCAUAGCUUACUCUUGCUAAGUAUGAAUUUCCUUGUAGCUCAAUAUCAAAUUCGUAGACAUGACAACUCAGCUUCCUGAAGCCUUCCCCGAGAUAUAUCAAAAGAAAGGGUAUCUAAUAAAGUCAGAAACAGAUAAUCAUGAAAGGAACAAGUAAUAUCUAAGUGUUUCAUCAAUGGAAGAUGAAGAGGGCGUGCAUAAGAAUUACUUUCUACCAGGAUUGAUCCUUUGAAAUUUCAGCCUGGCCCCAGAAUUUAUUGGAAGCGAUUGCAAACCUCAGGCGUCUUUUUGAAAUCCAUAGGAAACAGAAAAAGGAAAAAAAAAAAAAAAAAAAAAAAAAAAAACAAA